ACAUUACACAUAGGAAGAAACGUGCCGUUACGUGUAUGUAACAUUUUUGGUGCAUUUUUGUGAUUAUUUUGGUGCAAAGUACUAAACUGUGCGCCAUGGAAAAGUUACGGACAACGUGUGAGUGGUUGUGCCGUGUACUGGACUCGUGCUGUGUGCUUAAUAUCGGACAGAAGUAAGUUGCAACAUUGGGAGUUGGAAAUCCAGUCAACCCUACGUCUGCGGGAGUCGAACAAUACCCUUCGUCGGUUGAGCCCCAACUGCUAUCUUACCGUGGUGUAUCUGCUCUUCGCUGCGACUACGUCACGCGUAUCGGGACUCUAAAUGGAUUCACGUAGCGUAGUAACACGUGUGGUGCAAUAAACAAGAGUGUUUCAGUGUUAAUAUGGCCAAAAUUCUUAACAAGGACCCAGUCACAUACCAACGGGAACGUGACAGUUUCAUUCGAGAACUUAGGCAAUUCCACGAAAGCCGUGGGACUCCAUUUCGUAAAAUACCGAAGAUUAACGGCCAUGAAAUAGACUUAUAUCUUCUUUAUGUACUGGUUACAGCUCACGGAGGAUGGAUAAAGGUGAACAGCCGUUCAGAAUGGGAGACUCUGCUGGAACAGUUUGCACUUCCGAAACAAUGUGUGAACAGUGGCGUUGCUCUCAAGCAGAUCUAUCUGAGGUACCUGGACCGGUACGAGAAGCGGCACUACCUGGGGGAGGAUGUGGACCGCGACGGCACGGACGACGAGGAGACGCGCCACCGGCGCUGGUCGGCGCGCGCGCUGCACUCCGUGCCUCUCUCCUACAACCACAACCAACACAACGUGUCUGAGAAUCUCCGGAACUACAAUGGUCUGUCAACAGAUCUGUACAAAGCAUCUGAUUACGAGCGCUUAUCUCUUUCAUUGCUUUCACCACUACCAAAUGAGCAAGAUUUUGCUAUUAAUGUUUGUACCCUGUUAUCAAAUGAAGGGAAGCAUAUUCUGCACCUUGAUAAGUGUCCUCGAAUCAUCAAUUUCCUGCUUGCCCAUGCGGGUGUCUUCAGCCAUCCAUCCUUGCGGCCACUAUUUGAAGAGGUGUAUGGGUCUAUCCGCAAUAAUCCGCUACGCCAGUUCUGGUCGGAUACCCUCGCUGAGCCAGAACUACGAGAUUUCACAGAUGAAACGAAGUUUCCACGACGUGGCAAGUCGAAGACAUGUGAAGAUGAUGACAGUCCUCAUACUGUGACAGAAAAAAUCUGUGUCGGUGGUGUUGACUUGGAAAUAGUUGUGAAGCGUAGUGCAAUAAUAUCGGCAUCUCAGCUGAUAGCAGAGGAAGGCAGUUCUCGGCCUGAUGACGACAUGGAAUCAGACUGUGAUCAUCCUAUGGAAGGACCACACAGACUUGAGAUUGCAGAAUCAGACCGUGACCUCUUCUGUUUAGGUCGUUCCUAUGGUACACGUGAUUGGUUUGGACAGAGGGUCCUUCAGGUAGCAACAAUAUUACGGAAUCUCAGUUUUGAUGAAGAUAAUGCAGCUGUGUUGGGUCAAAGUUGUGCAUUUCUUCGCUUUGCAGCACUUUGUGCUGGGUCUAGAUGGUCUGGUUUGCAUGUUCUCGGACUAGACAUGUUGGGAAAUGUAGCAGCUGAAGUCCCUUUAUCUGAACCGGGUUCAGACAAACUCAGUGCAGGCCUAUUGGCAGUGGCAGCGAGGGGUUUGGCCUCCACUGAUCGUGCCAUUGUGCUCGCCAGCCUCGAACUCUUGAACAAGCUGAGUCAGCGAGAAGAUAAUGAAGAUAUUAUGCUCAGGGCUCUUGAUCAAAAGGUUUAUGAUCAAAUUUGCUCAUUCCUUACAUUACAAGACAUUAUGCUACUGAUAUACACCCUUGAGUGCCUCUACUCUUUGUCAUCACUUGGAGAGCGUGCAUGUAAUUGUAUUGUCAGAGUUCAUGGAGCAGUUGAUACUUUGGUAUCUCUCAUCACUGUUGAGGCACAAAGCUAUGGCCCAAAGGCAUGCAUUUUAAUGAGGCUAGUUGAAACAGUCUCAAAUACACAUUCUGGAAUUGCACCUUCAACUUCGGGUGUCGGAGCACAAGGGUCAACAACAACAGCUGCUCAGAGUACUGCUUCUCCAUCUGUAUCUGUAGCAUCAACCAGCCAUUCCAGCACACCCUUGCAGCAGCAGCAGCAGCAGCAGCAGCAUUCUUUGGGCCCAUCACUAACCUCAACACCACACAGGCCAUCGCCAACACCAACACAACAUAGAAUACUCAUGACGUCCCAAGCAAACCUGCCUCCACCUCCACCACAUCCUACUGUCACACUUGCACCAACAGUCGUCUCACAACAACAACAGCAGCAGCAGCAACAACAACAGCAACACCACCAUCACCACCACCAUCAGCAGCAGCAGCAAGCACAGCCACAUCAUCACCAGUUGCAGCAGCAGCAUCAUCAACAACAACAACAACAACAUCAGCAGCAGCAACAACAACAACAACUACUACUACAUCAGCAGCAUUCACAGCAGCAGCACCAUCUUCAGCAUCAACCUCAGCAGCAACAGCAUUACAGUGUGCAGCAGCAGCAGCAGCAGCAGCAGCAGCAACAACCACCAAAUGCCCCUCACCAGCAGCAUACAACACAGCAAGCAGUCCAGGAAAAUGAACAGUUUGCUCUGGCAUGGCUACGUGCCACUUUUGAGACUGCACCAGUCACUUAUCGCAUAGAACAGGCUGAACUCUAUAAACAGUAUCUUACAGCUUGUGCAAGAGUUGGUCGACGUGGUGUCAUAGCUCCCCUACACUUUCCUCGUUGUGUUCGGUCCGUAUUUGGUGGUUCAGUGGGUCCAAAUUUACAACGUGCACCAGGAACAUCGACUGUCCUCGCAGAUGCACAGUACAAUGCAUUGGCCUUUUACGAGGGCAUCAAGGUGCGCGCCAACACGUGUUCUCCUACAGCAACACCUAUUACUUCAUCUCCCCGCACAGAGACUCCACCACUGGUAGCUGUUGCAGUGGGUUCGCCUGCUCCCUGUCAGACACCACCUCCUACUGUUUCCUCACCAUCGCCUGUCCCAACUCGACCUGCUCUGGCACCAUCACCUUCUAUCUCUCCUGCAGCUUCAGUACGAUCCCCAGAGUCACUGGCACUGGAUGCCCCAUCCCCGUCAUCACCUAUCCUCAAAGCACAGCUAAGUGCUCCACCAAAACCCAGGGAAGCUUCCAAGGGAGAUGCCAAGAGUCAGCAGCAGCCGCAGCAACUCCAACAGCAGCAGCAGCAGCAGCAACAACAACAACAACAACAACAACAACAGCAACAGCAGCAGCCAGUGCAACAACAGCAAACACAACAGCAGGCCAGUAAUACGCCCAGUACAAGCAGCUCCUCCCUCAUCAAGAGCCUGCUGGCAACUAAGGUAACACCUCCUGGUGUGGACUGCAUGAUGCCUGCACCUGCCACUGUGUGUGCCGCAUCCUCAGAUAGCCAGCUGCGACUGACAGCACAGGUCACUCAGCGACAACAACAACAAAGAUUACUACAGCAACAACUACAAGCUGACACUCCCUCAGGAAACCAUUCUGUUGCAAGUCCUGUGGUCAGAAAAGUGCUUGUUGGUCCAAUUUCAGCUGGUACACAGCUGCAAUCUGCUAGCAACUCAAACAAAGUUUCUGUAUUGUCAUCAGACAGGCAUCGAGCCGCUCGCAUCAAUGGUGUAAGAACUCCAGUGCAGCAAGUACAAUUACAAGGGCAGAAUGAUGCACCAAAAGAUGGGAAUGGAACUGUUCCUGUUGAGAUUGAUGGUAUUCAGGCAACCACUUGUCUCAGCUCUGAUGGGCCAGGCGGUGGAAGUGCAGCAUUGCGAGGGCGUCGUGAACCACCACAACCGCCACCUCCUCCAUUGUUGGCUACAACUGAAGACUCCAACUCUACAGGGAACAGCUCGCUGGCAUCGAGUGCAGGCAGUGCUAGUUGUACAGGCUCAAUCUCCAGUCUAGGUGCAGGAGGCACGCAAAUAAUUGUGGAAGAUGGGGAGAACUCUUUAUCGAGUUUUGAAGGCAUUCUUCUGAAUGGCAUCCCAUCAUCAUUGGAUAUUGAUGUUGCUUCUGAUGACACAAAUUCGAAAGAUUCAUCUCGCAGUUCAACUGCUGUGGUAGCAACAAAAGUUAUGUCCCAACAGCAGAAUGCUAAAAGCAUGAUGUUAGCAGAUCUCCUUGAAAAGAAACCAGAAAGGAAGGACCCACCUGUACUAAAUGGUGUCCUGGGAAAGAGUUUUGAACUAGUUGAGAACCACCUAGAAAAGGUACUGAAGGAUACGACAACAUCCACUGUCCAGCAGCCACUGCCUGGAGGGAGAGAGAAUGCUGCAAGUGCUUCACAACACCCCAACGGCAGCAGUGAUGGACUCCCGUAUAAAACAGUGGGAACUGUGACUGAUCGUACAGAGAUGACCCACCCACUGGAGGGAAACUCGCAUCAGAUGCAGCAGCAACAUCAGCAGCAUGCACUAAAAAGGCCAGCAGAUGAGGCAGGUCUCACCAGUGUGGAAGUAGAAACGAAGCGCCCGCACCUGGAGGUUAAUGGUAAUGCGUCACCUUCUCCAGCACCCUCUCCAUCACCUGCAUCUGCAGACACUGGAGUUCCAAGUUCGUCAGCAGCAAAUCUGUAUGCAGCACUGGCCGCAUCAGCUCUAGAGGGAGAACUGGACCAACCAGAGCUGGAAGUGGUUCCUGUGCCUCAGCAGGCUGCAACUCCGACACCACAGCAGCAACACCACCAGCAACAGCAGCAACAGCAAACAGCAGGAAGCAUACAGCUUGGCCUAAGACAGGUUUUUGAGACUGCAACAGUUCAUGGCCCAGGCGGGCAGUCACAGCAGGUAAUUGUUGCACCACGCCACGUCAUUGUCUCCCAGGCAGGAAAUCUGUUGGCAGCACAGCAGCAAGUGCUAAUUGCAACUGGUUCAGGCAAUGUCACUAUAGCAGGUGGAAAGCCACAAGCUACUGGAACUCCUGGCACUCGAACACAGGUGGUACUGCAGCAAGCAGGUGGUAGUCAGCUGAUUCUGAGCCCAGGUAGCGUGAGUGGUGUUGGGGGACAGUACCUUCAGGCAGGCCAGGCAUAUGUUGUGCCCCAGACAGCUUUGGUUCAAGGUCAAGGACAGACUGUGCUGGUGGCACAGACAGCACAGCAGCAGGGUACUGGCACCAAGACCAUAAUCAUCCUGCAACCACAGACAUCUUCCCCAGCACCAGGAAACUCCCAGGGCCAGAUACCUCUCCAGCAGCAUCAAAAGGUGAUGGUUACUCCCCAGGGGCAGCCUGUAGUGGUGACACAGGUGCCACGGCCUGCACCACAGCCACCUCCUGCACUGGUGCCAUCUUCAACAGCUACUUCGUUGUCUCCUCCUCCAGUCCGGCCAGCACCUCAACCUGUUCACAGACCUGCCCCAGCCCUAACACCGUCCAGUACUGCUGGUGCUAUUCCUGUAACAACUGUGGUGAGGGCAAGGACAUCACCUCCAGUCUCCGUCCCUCGUCCUCCUUUCCAGCAAACAGUUUCUACCACAGUUCGUCCCAGCCUUGCCCCAAGCUCUCAAGUUGCAGCAAAGGUAGUAGAAUCGCGGACACCUCAGGUGCAGUCGGUUCAGCCCACUGCAAACAACACCAGUUCUGGAGGAGGAUCGAACAUAAUUGAAAUGGUUCGACCUCAUACGCCCUCACCUUCUCCUUCUCCAUCCCUUCCUCCUUUGGCACAGACUUCUACUGUAAUGACACAAUCCAGGUCAGUUGUCAGUGUCAACAGCACAAUGACAACUCCAUCAAAUGCUCCACAGAAGCCAUUGGGUGUUCCUACUGUUGAUACAUCUCAGUUCCUCUGUGAGUGGAGAGGGUGCAUGAGGAGUUUCAAGUCUGCCAACCAAGUAUACAUGCAUGCAUGUGAGGCACACUGUCCAAAGGGCAGUGAAGAAAUUCAGUGCUUGUGGGAGCGUUGUGAUGCCAUGAAAAGGAAGCGUUUUUCACUAAUGACUCAUUUAUAUGACAGGCAUUGCAAUGCAGAGGUGCUUCGUAUGAUGGCAGUUCGGCGGCGGCAACUAUCACAGAGUGGUCGCAGCGAGAUUCCACCCCCACAACCACCGCCUCCUCAUCCUGGUUAUGCCCCAAAUGCAGCUUUUCAUGCAAUCAAGAGACACGCUCUUGAGUUUGUGAACCCCAAGGAAAUGAUGAGGCCUGUCAGAUCGGGCCCUACAGCUGUCCCGCUUCCCACCAGACCCGGCCCGAGUCCGGCCGAGCAGGAUGAUAAUGAGGGUCCUGUUACAAAAAGCAUAAGAUUGACUGCAUCUCUCAUUCUUCGGAACCUAGUCAUCUACUCUACAAACGGAAGGAGGUUUCUUCGCAGUUACGAGCCUCAUCUUGCGGGCAUAGCGCUAAGCAAUGUGGAAUCAUCGCGAACUAUUGCACAGGUGCUGUAUGACAUGAAUCAACAAGCAGGCCAGAGGUGACCCAUCUAGGAGCAUCAUAGUGCAGCAGCAGUAUGUGACUUUUCCACUGUCAUCUGUUCAGAUCAUAUUUAUUUCCUUCCCCAGCUUCACUGUCUCUUCUACAUUUCUCAGCUGUCACGUUUUAAUACUUCCCUUUUUAAUCGUGGGGCAGGAGUUUUAGUGGUGUAUGUGAAAUGUUUGAAGUGUACAAAUGUUUAAAACGCUUGGAAAGUGAGUAUAUAAUAGACUUGUUAAAAGUGAAGCUAGAUAACUGUGUAAAAACUUUGAGUGUAUAAUAUUAGUGCGAUGACUGGAAAUUUUUUUACGAAAUAUAAUUUAUGAUAACCGCUGAACAGUGAAAAAAGAAUGGUGUGUGUUGGACUGUGCGGGAUGCCUCAUGCCUCCUUAAUGACGUGGACCUAAGAGGCAUGCAGGUAUCUUAUUCUUAGUAUUUAACUGACAUAAAAGUCCUGGGAUGUCAGAAAAUGCCAUUUAUUUCUCAUUUUUUAUGUAAUUUGUGUUAUGUGUAGCCAUGGAAAUGGAUGUGCAAUUCUUUUUCUAGUAUUUAUUGGAAAAAUGUAGAUACACAAGUCAUGUACAUAGCUAUGAACAUAAGCUUUCAAAUAAAAUUUCUGUACUGUGUACGGAUUUAUCAGCUCUGUGAAAAAUUUGGAUGUGUACAGACAAAAUGGAAAAAAAUUAUUUGCUGAUGGACAUUACAGUUCUUUUACUUUCUUUUGUAUGAAAUCCUUGAACGAAGAACAUGCAGCCCAGGUUUGGUAAAAAGGAAGAGAAAGAGAGAGAGAUAGACUGUGUUACCUUAGUUCUGCGUUCAUACGGCAUAGAAGUGUCAUACUUCAUCACUGGAUUACAAAUAUAACUCAAUUGAUCACAUUUUAUAAACCAGUAUUAUCAACAGGAUUUGUGAAAAAAGAAAGACACAGAAAAAAGCUGAUACUGAUUAUGUGUUAUUUUUAAUACAGUCAGUUGUGGCUAACUUGAAAUACGAUAAAACAUUAAAAAGAUAUCUGCUUUAUGUAUCAAUCCUAAAAUGACUUGUUUCUGCAAUGAAAAGUUUUAUUCUAAUGCCAUAGGUUAUUGUUUAAUGUGAUACAAUCAUUCCAUAAGGAAAUGUGAAUGUGUUGGCUGCAUUGUAGACAAGUGUCAUGUAACACGCAAAAUUUCAAACAGCCCAGACUUUCUGUUUAUGUAUGACAUGGGCAACAUAAAAUCGAGCAUUACUGUGGGCACAGCAUUUGGCACAUUCUCAUGUACUUUUUAUUGACUGUUAUUUAUUUUAUAUUGAAGAGUAGAAAAAUUAGAGGCACUGUAAAAUGUCCACCAGAAUUCAGAAAUAAAUAAUUGCAUUUAUUGAUUUGUAAGAUGUAAUUUCUGUAUCACCAUAGUAUUUGUCUGCUGUUGUCUGUACAAUGGUUUUGUGCUAGAUAUGUUGGCAAAUGAUUAAAGAGUUUAUGGAUCAGUGA
Molecule: messenger RNA, 7929 nt
Organism: Schistocerca gregaria
Lineage: Eukaryota; Metazoa; Arthropoda; Insecta; Orthoptera; Acrididae
Product: AT-rich interactive domain-containing protein 2-like
Exons: 25
Coding region: 383-6466 (2027 amino acids)
Biological process (GO): regulation of DNA-templated transcription
Cellular component (GO): SWI/SNF superfamily-type complex
Molecular function (GO): DNA binding
Source: RefSeq, a predicted model, not a curated record